Molecule: messenger RNA, 8754 nt
Organism: Bacillus rossius redtenbacheri
Lineage: Eukaryota; Metazoa; Arthropoda; Insecta; Phasmatodea; Bacillidae
Gene: DEF8
Product: differentially expressed in FDCP 8 homolog
Exons: 6
Coding region: 392-1726 (444 amino acids)
Source: RefSeq, a predicted model, not a curated record
AAAACAGGACGAUACUGGCCUGAAGCAGCACAUGCGGGCUUAGGGCAAUUUCGAGGACUUAAUUUCUUUUCUGAAUUUUUUAGAUUGUUACAUAAACAUAAAAUAGUUGAACUUUUUCGUAAUGUCUUGAUAUGGGAUCGUUUACUAAAUAAAAUAAUGUUUUAUUAGUAGUUUAUGACUGUUAUUAUAAUUCACAUGAUUGUAGUAUUCAAUGACGAUUUUAACAUCAUAGCCUCUUUUUGAUUACGUGAAUGCUUUUCUAUGGUGUCUUCACACAUCGUAAAAAUAAAAAUGGAUGUUUCUGUGUGGAAUUUGACAAGGUUCUUCCUUUCUGGUAGUGUGGUUAAAUGCGUUUUCGAUAUAUUAUUAUUGAUGUUUUAAUAUAAAAAUAAUGGAUACUGCUACGGUAGCAAUUAACUGUGUUACUGUUAAUUCAGAAGCAGUAGCGCAUAGGACCCUAGCAUCAACUCCGUCGUCGUCAACUUCGGGAUGUGUGUCUGGUGAUGAUACGUCAGAAGGAAAAAUUACAGCUCCGUCAAGCUUAAUCACUGCAGAAAACUACCUGACAUUAUGUGAUGAGCCGGGAGCGCUGUCCUCGGCGGAGGACUUGGCCCGGGCCGUGGACCGCUGCAAGGAGAUGGUGCUGGACAGCCGGGAGUGCUCGGAGGAGCGCCAGUGGCUGGUGCGACGGCUGAUCGAGCUGCGUCUCAGGCAGCAGGAGCAGAAGGAGGCGGGAGGGGUCGGCACCCCGGAGAUGCGUGUCGCGCUGGGUCACCACUUCGUGCUGCAGAGCGAGCCGGCUCCCACCGCCCGGCGCCACUGCGAUCGCUGCUGCGGCAUCAUCUGGGGCGUCCUGCACUCCUGGUACCAGUGCUGCGACUGCAAGUACAGCUGCCACGUGAAGUGCUUGCCGCAAGUGUGUCGGGUGUGCGCGCAUGUGCGGGCGUGCGAGAACCCAUCCUACGUCACCGACAUCUGCCCCGAGACGGGUCUGUCGACUCAGGGCUACCGCUGCGCCGAGUGCAAGGCCCACAUCACCUUCAAGAACAGCUGGGUGGAGCCGCGGCUCUGCGACUACGACGGCCAGUACUACUGCCCCGGCUGUCACUGGAACUCGACGGCCGUGAUCCCGGCCCGCGUCGUCCACAACUGGGACUUUGAGGAGCGGAAGGUGUGCCGGGCGUCCCGGCAGCUGCUGAAGCUCAUGUUCCGAUCCCCGGUCAUUCGGCUGGAGGCCCUCAACCCACGGCUCUUCGCCUUCGUCGAGGAGCUCAGCGUCGUCAAGAAACUCAGGGAGAACAUCCUGCUGAUGAAGAAGUACUUGAUCCUGUGCAAGGAUGCCAGCGAGUCCCGCCUGCUGGGGCGGCUGGGCGACCGCCUGCACUUCACGGAGAGCCUGGAUGCCUACAGCCUGCAGGACCUGGUGGAGCUGCACUCGGGCCAGCUGCUCGGCCAGCUGGAGAGCGUGGAGGCGGCAUUCGCAAGCCACAUCAGGACCGACUGCAAGUUGUGUUACGGACGGGGCUACGUGUGCGAGCUGUGUGAGGACAAGGAAGUCAUAUUCCCGUUUGACAGCUGCACCGCGACUUGCCCGGCGUGCCACACUGUGUUCCACAAGACGUGCUGGACCAAGAAGAACCACCAGUGUCCCAAGUGUGUGCGCCUGGAGAAGCGAGCAUCCUUGCACCUUGACAAGUCCCGCAGCGAUGAAGAAGACGUGCCGUAAUCUCAGUGCGCUCUCAGUUUGCUUCUCUUGACCUUCUGUAUGUGAUAUGUAUAGUUUUAUACCAGCUAAUGGUUUUGUGAUUUAUUUUUAAAGAUUUUGUUAAUCAUAUUAUAAUCUACGCACAUAACCUGUUUUACUGGCAUUUUUUGUGUCUGCCAUUUUAAGUAUUGUGUAUCACAACAUAUUUUUUAUAUUACAUAUUUUAUGGCCAGUUGUUAUUUGUAAAUAAUUCACUUUUUGUUUAUUUGUACAGCUUUAGUGUAUGAAUCUAACAGGUAUCAUUCAUUCUAUCAUAGUCUUUAAAGAAUUAAUAUAUAGGUGUUUCUUUGUGAUUACACUACACAUUCAGUAAAAUGUGUUACAAGACAUUCCUGCACAAUUCAAUCCCCCAUCUAAUAUGGUCAAAUAUUUUGGUCCUGACAUUUUUUCUAUAAAAUAUAUGUAAUUUUUUUCCAUGUAAGAAGUUGCCCAAAAACUUUAUUUACUGUAUAAAUCAGUUUUUUUUUUAAAUGUUAAAAUCCAUAUUUUGUUAGAGUAUUAUAGUUUACCUAUUUAACUAACAAACAUAAAAAGUUGUCUGAUGUGUAAAUUCUUUUUCAAACACGUUUUCAAACGUUGUAACCUGUGUUGUGCAAAUGUAAAUGUAGCCAGUGCUAUUUGCCAUCAUGUUUGGUUAUGUUAAUGCCUGUAUAGAGUGUCCGCACAUCAGGGGCCGGAUAUAUUAGCAUCUCUCUAUAUGUAUGCUAUUUUUUUUUUUUUUUGCUAAUUUAUACUUUAGAUGAUAAUUUACACUUUGUUCUUAUUUUCAACAUAAAUGCUAUUUUUCUAAACGAGUACUUUUUUCAGCUAAAUUAGCAAUAACUAGGGCAUGGAAUUUUUCGCGAUCGCGAAUUUUGCGAUUGGCCCGAAUUCUCUAUUGCGACCAUUCCGUUUAUAAGUCCGUUUUUCCGGAAACCGUGAGGGGUCGCAUCAGCGGGAUUCUACUGUAUUUGCAGAUGACUAAUACUCAUGCAAGGUUAAAGUAUCCUUUAACCCAAGUCUUGUGUUUCAGCAUAAUUACCUUUUUUAAAUAAGCCGUGUUCGUGUAUGGUUUUGAUGCUCAAAGUUGAUAUCGGGUAUAGUUCGCACUAAGUUUCUUCUCAUUUGUGUGCCGUGGUUUGUUCAAGUGGCAACCCUGUGUUCCUCCACUCCAUUAUGCCAAUACCGUAUUUAUUGAACGCAAGCAAACUCAAACUUUUGCACUCUACGAAAAAUAAAAAUAAAUUGUUGCUGAAUUCUAAAAUACCGUGCACACUUGGCCGUAUAUGAGAACGCGUUAAUUGUAUUUUGCAAAAAGUGUAUAAAAUAUUAUAUCAAAGCAAAAGAAUAACCUAAUAUCUUGUAUUUAUCCAAGUUGCAUCAUAUACGGUAAAAUGUAAACAAAACAAACCUGGUUUGUCCAGGUUAGCUAACAUAGCUUCUACUAACUUCUCACGUAAGCGAAUGCUUCCUUAACGAAGAUCAUACAUUUCUCAAACUGUGAGAAGUUUUGUUUUUGUAAAGCUAAACACAUAUGUUAGCGGCUAACGAAUUUAUCUUACCGUAGUUGUUUAUUUUGUAUAACUUCAUAAAUAGCAAGAGAAUAAGCAAAUAAUGAUUUUGUGGGUACGAAAUUAGUCUGCGCAGCGAGACUGGGAGUGUGCGGGCUUGUGUGACUAUCAUGCAGCCAGCAUCUGUUGUUGACGCCACGAGCCGCGACAGCGUUCCCAACGUAGUGGCAUUCCACUGCUGAUAUUUAUUCGCACGCCAAGUUUAUUUGAUUGUUUUCGUAACAGCCUGUUUGUAGUAUGUUGCAACAUAUUUCUGUCUAGAGUUUGAAAAUGCUGAAUAAUACUUUGAGUACUCGAGACCGAGCAUAUCAGUAUCAGAAACAUGGGUUUUAUUGUACUGACAAUAGCACAGUGAUGUGUAAAUUUUGCAACUGUAAAGUUUCAUGGGAAAGAAAAGAUUCCAUUGACAAACACCUAAAGUCGGCUAAGCAUGUGGCAUUGGCAGCCGAAAAGAAAAGAAAAUUUUUAGUUGCAAACAUCUAUAGCAACAUGUCUGUUUUGUGUAACGGUUUUGGAUUUAAUUGGCUGUUAUUAUGCAUAUUAGUCUAUUCCUAGUAUACAAGGAUUGUAUAUUAAAUAUGUAAACUAUUAUAUUCAAUAACUGCACAAUUUAGUCAACAAUUAGAAUACCGGUAAAAUUUCCAUUGCAUAACGAAAAUACCGACUUUAAACCACCGCUUUUCUAAUUUGAAAGUACCACUUUUUGCAUACUGAAAACACCGAAAUGUUCCAGGCCCUACAUUCAUUUUCAAAAAUAUCAUUUAUAAAAUGCCACAUAACUGCCAACAUAUUUUUUGUUUUUUCAAAAUUGUACUAAAUGUAUCUUCUUUCACUUAAGAAGAAACAGUCCUUGUAGACGUUCAGUGACCUUACUUAGCUUAUAUUCAUACUGUUUUCACCCACACAUGGGUCUCACAUUAUAUCCUAAUUUUUUGUUUAAUAACAUCUAGUGUUACCCUUAUGCAGAUUUUUCAUUUUGGGUAAAAAAAAAAAUAAAAAAAAAAUUGAUUGUGUAGUUGAAUAUGUGCUUAAAUAACUAGCUCGUGUUGGUUUUUAUAAAAAUGUUACGGGUAGGAAUAAAAUAUUUAAUUAAAAUAUCUCAGCAGUGCGUGUAAAGCAUCAUGAACUGGGCCGUUAUGCUGCAUCUGCCGCCUGUUGGGCGGCUGCCCGGCUGUCGCUGAUAAGUGACUUGGCUGUAAUCUGCCAUAUUGGCUAUCGGCAAGAGGGGAGAAUCUAUAAAUAAACCAACCAGAGAGUUAGAAAAGUAUGUGUUUGAGUGAAUAUGUCCAUGCAGCAGUGUUUAUGGUUCUCCCUCCCUUUGUCAUCAUUGUAAAUGUCCGUGAACUGGCACAGUAUACAAUCAUCACGUGUCUUAUCUCGACAGAUUUUUGUGACACAACUGUGUCUAAACAUUGUUUUUGUGCUAGAUUUUCCCCGCAUUCCAUGAUGAAACAGCUGUAAAGGGCAUGCUUGUUUUUAUUGAUGGAACUCACAAAAGAAAUUGACAAGAAAUAGUACUGUGCCGUUAUUUCUCGCUUGAGGUAGGGGACGAGUAAAAAAAUAUAUACAAUAGACUGGAAGGGAAACACGGUAUAAAAAUAGUAAUCUUUUCUUUUGUAUUUUUUGUUAGUGCGGGGAGGAAUGGGAGGUGAAGAAAGGGCCAUAAAGGAUGGGAGGGGAGAGACGAAGAAUCGAGGAUCAUCAGUGCCGUGUUUCUAACAUGACAAUGAACUGAGACACGAAUCAUAAACACUUCUCUUGUAUUCUUCUGGAGAUAAUUAGGUGAAAUUCAUAUUUGAGGGUCACCCUUACUGUGAAAAUGUUAGAUUUUUAUGCCCAAAAUUAUGGAUUCAACCCAUAUGCAGGGGUGACCAUCCUGCAGGUAAAUAUGGUACGUGUACCUACUUUGAAGUAUGGAUACAUGCACAUGAAUAAAUUUUUUAAUGGAUGUUAGUCACGUUAAGACUUAUUAUCAACACUUCCCCUAACAUACAAACUCAAUAUAUCUACCAUCUUUGCGGCAGAUUUUUCUCUGGUCUCAUGGACAAAAGGUGUAUGGUUGGCCAAUAACUAAUAAGAUGAAAAAAAAAAAAACAAGCUGCAGUCACUUUCAUUCAGCUUUAGCAGGAGUGUGAAGUGAAGUAAACCACAGCAGUACUACAGGUGCUUGGUUCCACAAAUAUUACACUUGACCAUGUUGCGAACUGCUAGUAAUCACGUUAUCCACUAGUUUUUGUGAAUAUAUUCUGUGAUAUUGCCAUAUUGGUGUAAUGCUGACAAGUUACAUAGAAUGUAGAUAACUUCCAAGUAACCAUUCAACCCAAUUAAUAUAUUUUAUAUGUGAAUUACCAUGCAUUAAACCUGCGAGUUGAUUUUUACUAGCAUAAUGUAAGCAAAUUUAGCAUUUAAUUUUUUUUUUGUGCUUUUUGUGUUUGUAUUAUUGAAUAUUGUUACAAAAGUGGGAGGCAAAGCUGCAAUGCACACCAGUUACCUGGGCAGCUAUUACGGCCACUGACGUCAUGCAUGCAUACCGUCGGGGAUUAGAGCAGCCCGGCCCCAUGCACCCUCCUUAUUCGGCACUGUCAUCUAUCCCUAAGUGGCGUGGGAACUCCAUGGGCUUACUGAGGCCUCCGCGUGGAGUCGCGUGAAUACUGCGCUGCUGUUCCGGAUGCCUCGAGUGUCAGGUCGGCCCGGGAUGACGCGACACGUCACAACCACUCCAGUCAGUUACAGAAAGACGGCUAACGGGUAUAAAAGAGGAGACCCCGGCCUCCGCAGCAGUUCCAACAGGCGAGUUGAGUGAAGUGCAAGUUUGGUGAGCGGCAUGACGUUGAGCGCCGGGACCAUGUGAUUGCUACUGAUUGGUGGUAAGACUUUGUGUGUGUGGACAGGUGUGAGGUAAGGGGCGAACCACUGUUGAGCCUAGCUCCAGUGAGGAGUGUGAACUGUGGACUAGUCAGAUAUUGGUGAGUUGUGAACAGACAUGGUGUGAUUUAAUUAGUAAUGUAAAUAUUAGUAGCAAAUACUUUAUUUAUUUAUUUAAUAUUGUAACAUGCCCACCAACAGCCGAGGGCUUUAGCGGUGGGCACGACACAUAUAUACAUACAAGGACAACAUAUAAACAAUACAAACAAGUAAAGUUAAAAUAAGUAUAACUAUUAAAAAUAAACAUCAAAAUAUAAAAUGCAUUAAAAGAAAUACAAAACAUAGACAUUACAGUAUAAUGAAAUUUACUAAUUGCAGGCUUAUGUAAAAAUUAAUUUUAAAGAAAAAAAGAAAAAUACAUUAUAUACCUAGACUUUCACAGAUUAAGAUGAUCAAUUUUAUUGAAAUUAGAAAUGAGUCGAAAAAUUAUAUCAUUUUUUUAUGGUAUGUACUUAAGGUAGAUAAACGGCUGUUAAAUUGGGAAAUUCUAAUGCCAGUAUUAUCAAGAAUGGACUUACAAUUUAAUUUUGAACAGUAACAGUUUUUAAUAAAUACAUAAUCCAGAUAGAUACGGCAUUCAGAAAGAGAAUCUAUAGUAAGCUGAGAGAAGUUUUUAAGUUUAAUUAUUUUAUCAAAUUUAUUCUGAAUGGAUUCUAAUUUAUUGCUAUCGGAAGGAUUAAUUGAAUUCCAAAUAACUGAACAAUAUUCUAACUUAGAUCUAACAAGUGAUAAAUAAAGACAAAGAAGAGAGUCACUGUUUGUAGCAUAGAACGUAAUAUAUUUGAUUAAUGCUAAUGUUCUAUUUGAACUAGUAACUAAGUAAUUUACAUGCAAGUGAAAAUAUAAUUUUGAGUCAAGUAGUAUACCUAAAUCUUUUAUAGAAGAAGUGAUUGGGAUUAUUUUAUUGUUAAGAACAUAAUCAUAUUUUACAGGAUGAUAUUUCCUUGUGAAGGAGAUAAUUUUUGUUUUACUUGUGUUAAGAGUUACUAAAUUUAAUAAGCACCAUUUAUUAAUUUCAUGUAUAUCAAUUUCAAGUAACAAGCAGUCAUUGAUAGAGUUAAUACUUCUGGAAAUUUUAAAAUCAUCGGCAAACAAUACACCACUCGAAUGUUUAGGUACAAAUGUAAUAUCAUCAAUGAAAAUAUUGAAAAGUAAUGGAGAGAGAGAGAGUGCCACCCUGCGGGACCCCAGAUGGAACUUUAAAAUAUGAAGAAUAACUGUUGUUGAUGGAAACAAAAAAGCAUCUAUUAUGAAGGUAGUCGGAAAACCAGGUUAAAAAAUUGCCACAUAAACCAAAUUUAGCAAGUUUACUGAGUAAAAUAUCAUGGUUAACAGUGUCGAAUGCUUUCGCAAGGUCAAAGUAGCAGGCAUCUACCUGACCCCUAUUCGUUACCUCAUAAUAAAUAGGAUUUAUAAAGGACACAAGGUUGGUUGCUGUGGUCAUACCAGUUCUAAAACCAUGUUGUGAAGGAGACAGUUGGUUUUUGAUUGGGAAAUUUAAGAAUUUAAAGAUAAUUUUUUCAAAUAUUUUAGACAAACCAUUAAGGAUGGAAAUAGGACGGUAGUUAGAUACCUUUAAUUUAGAACCACUUUUGAGAAUGGGAAUUACCCUUGCUAUUUUCCAUUUGGUGGGAAACGUUUGACUUUUCAAACUUACGUUAAAUAAAUGUUUAAGAAGUGGUGUUAAUAUGUAUGAACAGCCUUUAAGAACAAAGUUAGGUAUUCCAUCAGGACCGCAUGACAUAGAAGAUUUUAGGGAUUUAAUACCCCAAAGCACAAGACUUUCAGAAAUAACGGGGACCAAAAUGGUAUCAUGGGUUGACGUAAAACUGUAUAAAAUUAAUUGGGCUAUCCUUAUGAUCCGUUUUCCCCUCGAGUACCAAAAUUUAUUUUAUAAUCAUUUAGAAUGUAAAUAUUAAGUUUUAAAUUAGUUGCAUUAAAAAAAUUUCAUAAUAGAUGCUAAUUUUUCCAGCCCCUAGCACAUUUAAUCAAAUAUCAAUGUUGAUAGCUUGCCGACUCUGUCCGGUACUGGGUAAACUAUAUUUGAUAACCCACACUCUUUCGUGGUUAGUGUGUUCUAAAACGAUAGUUAUGGGAAUUGGUUACGCUACAUUAGUUCUAGGGGUUUGCAAGUAUUCAAAAAAUAUUUGAAUUUCAUGAAUAAUUUGAUAUUCAAUUUUCAUGAAUAAUUUGAUAAUUCGAUUUAUAAUUGAAUAUCUAAUAAUGUUUUAAUAAUUCGUUACCAAAAUACAUCUACACCAAGUGGAACCCGUUUACAAAAAUUAUUUCAUUGGAAAAAUAAAAUGUAAGCUGUAUGAAACUUAAGCUUUAUUGAGAAAUCUUGAUAUGUUCUAUGCAGCAUUAUACAUACAUUAUUUUUAUAUGUCACAAAUAAUAUUUGACUAUGAUUUAAAAUUAUUAAUAGAGAGAAGAUUUUAUGGUUUUAUUUUUAGUCCAAUUUAGUAGGUGAUUUCAAACAGAAGAUUUCAGUGUUGUUAUUUUCAUUUUUAUAAA